UGUAACAGAAUGGGUGUGGAUUUUGAUGUCAAGACAUAUUGCCAUAACUUGAGGGCCACACAAAACCGCCCUACGAAUGUCCUGUAGGGACCUGUCGCAAAAUCUAUAAAAGCUACAGUGGGAUUGAGUAUCACCUCUAUCACUAUGACCAUGAUAACCCGCCGCUUCAGCAGCAGACACCCAUCCGCAGGUCGAAGAAGAAAGGACGACAGCCUCGCUCUGCUAAUAAGCAGUCGCCUACUAACUCUGAACUGUCCCAGUCGCCAAGUCGUGAGGUGAUGACAUACGCUCAGGCCCAGCGGUUGGUUGAAGUCGAACUCCAUGGAAAGGUCCAUCGCAUCAGCAUCUUUGACAAUCUGGAUGUUGUUUCUGAAGAUGACGAUGUUCCUGAGGAAGCACCUGAGAAUGGGAGUAACAAGGAAAAUAAUGAAACUCCUACUGCAACCCCUAAGUCUGGAAAGCAUAAGAACAAGGAAAAGAGGAAGGACUCAAACCACCAUCAUCAUCAUCACACGGCAUCUGCGGGCACCACUCCGAAGCUCCCUGAAGUGGUUUACCGGGAACUAGAUUCUGAUGCACCAGAUGCUCCUGCCCGGCCUUCCUCCUAUUACAGGUACAUUGAAAAGUCUGCUGAAGAAAUGGAUGAAGAAGUGGAGUAUGAUAUGGAUGAAGAGGACUACAUCUGGCUGGAUAUUAUGAACGAGCGACGAAAGACUGAGUGCCUCAAUCCCAUCCCACAGGAGACCUUUGAAUACCUAAUGGACCGGCUGGAGAAGGAGUCCUACUUUGAAAGCCAUAAUAAAGGGGAUCCAAACGCGUUAAUAGAUGAGGACGCUGUGUGCUGUAUUUGCAAUGACGGGGAAUGUCAAAACAGCAACGUGAUAUUAUUCUGUGAUAUGUGUAACUUGGCUGUGCACCAGGAGUGCUACGGGGUUCCUUACAUACCAGAGGGGCAGUGGCUUUGCAGAAGGUGUCUUCAGUCCCCUUCAAGAGCAGUGGACUGUGCCCUGUGUCCAAACAAGGGAGGUGCAUUUAAACAGACAGACGAUGGCCGCUGGGCACACGUAGUUUGUGCUCUCUGGAUCCCCGAGGUUUGUUUUGCUAAUACAGUCUUCCUGGAACCUAUAGACAGCAUUGAGCACAUCCCACCUGCCCGAUGGAAGCUCACUUGCUAUAUCUGUAAACAACGUGGCUCUGGAGCCUGUAUUCAGUGCCACAAAGCAAACUGUUACACUGCCUUCCACGUUACCUGCGCACAGCAGGCCGGCCUCUACAUGAAAAUGGAACCCGUGCGGGAAACGGGUGCCAAUGGAACAUCUUUUAGUGUCCGCAAAACAGCGUAUUGUGACAUCCACACCCCUCCUGGGUCUGUUUGCAAACUUCCAGCCCUCUCCCACAGUGAGGGGGAGGAGGAAGACGACGAGGAAGAAGAGGAAGGAAAGGUUUGGAGUUCGGAAAAAGUAAAAAAGGCGAAGGCCAAGUCGAGGAUCAAAAUGAAAAAAGCUCGGAAAAUCCUUGCUGAAAAAAGAGCAGCUGCUCCAGUCGUGUCUGUUCCUUGCAUUCCUCCUCACAGGCUCAGUAAGAUCACCAACUGCUUAAACAUCCAGAGGAAAAGCCAAUUCAUGCAAAGGCUACAUAGCUACUGGACAUUAAAGAGACAAUCCCGGAAUGGCGUUCCUUUAUUGCGCCGCUUACAGACACACUUGCAGUCACAGCGGAACUGUGAGCAGAAAGACUCUACGGACAAAAACUGGGUGUUGAAGGAACAGUUAAAGUCUUGGCAAAGGCUUCGGCAUGACCUGGAGCGGGCGCGCCUGCUGGUAGAGUUGAUACGCAAGCGAGAGAAGCUGAAGAGAGAAACGGUACAGGGUGAACUAGUGCCUGCUUGA
Molecule: messenger RNA, 1889 nt
Organism: Staurois parvus
Lineage: Eukaryota; Metazoa; Chordata; Amphibia; Anura; Ranidae
Source: the annotation of a GenBank genome assembly